Prunus armeniaca (apricot) is the source of this 342-nucleotide messenger RNA. The record is from the annotation of a GenBank genome assembly. Lineage: Eukaryota; Viridiplantae; Streptophyta; Magnoliopsida; Rosales; Rosaceae.
AUGUUUAGCGAACAUCUUACUCACCAAACGCUGAUAGGUUGCUUCGGUGUCUUUGAGGAUGAUAAACGUUACGUUGUAGUAAUAGAGUUCUUUGUCAGUGAUGAACACAAUGUUCUCUUAAUCGGUAAUGUGCAUGAAGAUAUGGUUAUAACCUUAGUAGGCAUCCAUGAUGCUGAGCAACUCAUGAUUUGUGGUAGCAUCAACAAGCUGAUCAAUUCUGGGAAGAGGGCUGAUGCUGAUCUGAUGGCAAAUGACAUCAAGAGAGAUGCCAGGCAUAUCAUUAUACGACCAGGAGAAGAACUAGGAGUUUUCUCUUCGGAAGAUAAUAAUUGCAGUCCAUAG